AUGGGACGAAGAACAGACAUUGAUAAUGAUGAUGAUGAACAACAGUCAACUUCAUCAACAACGUCGUCCUCAUCAACGCGAUUAGCACAUGAAUCUCAAACCAAUCCGAACACGAACUCCGACGAAGACAAAUUAGACAACGAUCUUUUAAUACACGAUACUGUUCUACCUCAUCGCAAGCGUAUUCGUCGCGAUACUCUACUAUCAAUUCAACAACCACAACAUCCGCAGCAGCAACAACUCUACGUUCAACAUCAACACUCAGAACCCUUGACAAGAUGUUAUAAACUUGAUGAUGAAGAUGCUCAUAAUUGUAACAAUGAUGAGGCUCAUGCACUCAAUAGCACGACAAUAUCUCAUUCGAACCAGAUCACCGCAGCCGCUAAUGGUCUUCUAAGUCUUUCAAAUUCUUUAUUAGUAUCGAAUGAUAAACUUAAUGAAUGUCAUUUAAAUAUUCCAAUUGGUGAUGGAACAACAAUAUCUACUACGAAUGGUGAUCUAACAUCAUUGUGUUGUGUAUGUCAAGAUCGAGCAUCAGGUAGACACUACGGUGUUCUCUCCUGUGAAGGUUGUAAAGGUUUCUUUAAACGAAGUAUACGUAAGCAGGUUUUGUAUACAUGUUUGAGUAUAAAAGAUUGUCCGAUUAAUAAAUUCAUGCGAAAUCGAUGUCAAUAUUGUCGAUUACAGAAAUGUCUGCAAGUCGGUAUGCGCGUUGAAGCUGUUCAAAAUGAACGACGACCCUACACGACCAAACACGAUCUGCUCGCUAGUGUAAAUCAUGAUCAGCACUUACGAAAAUCCAAUGAAACGAUAAUGCUAAAUUCGGCGUCAAAUGAUAUUCAUACGUAUUUAAAUAACAAUCGAAAUGAUACAAUAAGAAUUAUUAAUGAAAACAAAACUUUACAUAGUAUUUUAUCGUCGUCGGCAACAUCGAGAGUUGAAACACCUACUACACCGGUUUUUCUUUCACCACCAUCCUCAUCAUCUUCAUCUUCAUUGAGCACAACCACCACUAGUCUUCAUAUUGACUGCAACAUAAAAACUGAAACAACAAACAAUCAAAAUGCCGCGGCAAUUUCACGCGCAUUUGAUAAUUUGGCAAAAGCCGCUUUACAAUCGCGAUCAAACACGAACAAUGAAGCAUUAUCACUGAUACAACAGCAAUAUCUUCUGAACGAAAAACACUAUUGGCGACAAGUCGACCGGCCACUAAUUACAGCGGAGUCGAGCACAUUCACAAUCACGCCGCCAAGCCCACCAUCGAACCGUGAUACUCAACCCUCGAACAGUUUCAUUUGUGAAUCAGCAUCACGUAUUCUAUUUCAAUCGAUUGAUUGGAUUAAAAGUAACCCUUGCUUUCAAACAUUGGAUACAAACAUUCAAAUCACUCUCAUCCAGAAUAAUUGGUUGGCGAUGUUCAUUCUUAGUCUUGUUCAAUGUUCAUCGAUUGUUAAUCUAACAAAUAUCUUGUCAACAUUACUAACAAAAAAAGCUGAUAACUUCGAUUCGAAUAAGUACCAUCAAUUACGACGUAUUCAAUCUCUUCUAUACGAAUUCGACCGAUUACAAGUCACAGCAACCGAAUAUGCUUACUUGAAACUAAUUUCAAUAUUCAAUCCAAACAACAGCGUCGAAUGUAUGCGAGUUUAUGAUCAAAUUGAUGCCUAUCGCAUCUUGUCGUACAAAGAACUACAGGAUUAUUUAAAUGAUCGUCUGGUUUCAACAUCGUUUGAUGAAUGUCGUAUAGGUCGAAUCUUACUCAAGUUAUCAUCCUUACCUGAAUUCGAUACAAAUAUCAUCGAGGAGAUAUUCUUUGUUGGUUUGAUUGGUUCAGUGCAAAUUCAUAAAAUCAUUCCAUGUAUUCUGAAAAUGAAUGUUGUUUCGACAUCAUCACCAACGAUCAAGUGUGAGAAAACUGACCAACAAUCACUCGUAUCAUCAUCGCUGUAG
Adineta ricciae is the source of this 1950-nucleotide messenger RNA. The record is from the annotation of a GenBank genome assembly. NCBI's taxonomy places the organism in Eukaryota, Metazoa, Rotifera, Eurotatoria, Adinetida, Adinetidae.